Molecule: messenger RNA, 709 nt
Organism: Cuscuta campestris
Lineage: Eukaryota; Viridiplantae; Streptophyta; Magnoliopsida; Solanales; Convolvulaceae
Source: the annotation of a GenBank genome assembly
CAAGCAUUCUUGAUCAUCCAUCGAUCUUCACUUCUCUCUUUCAACAAACCCUUUCGAUUCGAGAGAUGCAAGAAGAUCAGAAGGAUGCUGCAGGGCUGCCCCCAGAGGAAAAUUCAGUUCAGAAGUCGCGGAAAAAGAAGGGGACAGGACAGAGGACUUCUUCUCAAGGGGAGAGUUUGAAGAAGAAGAAGAAGAGAGCAGGGCAGAAGGGAUCUGUCACAAAGGGGCAGGCCAUGGACGAGGAGUACCGUGCGCUGAGGAGGAAGUACCUGAUGCUUGAAGAGGAGAGUUUCGCGCUCCGGAAGGAGCUGAUGGAAGUUGAGAAUGAAGUGAAGGCACUCGAAGACGAGAAGUUUGAACUGCUGGAUGAGCUCGUUGUGCUAGAAGGCCUUCUCCAUGCUGCUGAGAUUCGAUCCAAGGGACUGUUCUAGAGGACUGUGAUCUGGUUUUCGCUGCCUGUUUCGAUACUGAACAAAUGUUACUCUCUUUAUAAUAACGUGAAAAUCGUUGUUCGUUCGUGUGGUUUACUUGUGUUUUGAUCCCUCUGAAGCUGGUUCAUGUGAAUGUAGUAGUGUGGGGUUUCAUUGUUUGUGCCAAAUGUCAUUUCAAGCUUCAUGACUACUUGUGCUAUCUUUCAGCAAUCUAACCCAUAGAGAUGGCUUCUUGGCCAGCAUCAAGUCAUCUGCCUCAAUAGACAUGGUAGUCUUUU